Macroventuria anomochaeta is the source of this 899-nucleotide messenger RNA. RefSeq lists its product as uncharacterized. Gene Ontology annotation, biological process: tRNA processing; rRNA processing; nuclear-transcribed mRNA catabolic process, RNase MRP-dependent. Lineage: Eukaryota; Fungi; Ascomycota; Dothideomycetes; Pleosporales; Didymellaceae. Bases 156 to 899 code for a protein of 247 amino acids. The transcript has 3 exons. Gene Ontology annotation, molecular function: ribonuclease MRP activity. The record is from RefSeq and is a predicted model, not a curated record. Gene Ontology annotation, cellular component: ribonuclease MRP complex; nucleolar ribonuclease P complex; cytosol.
AAACAUUAGGCUUGUUCAGCCUCCCUCAGAUCAGAUAUUGUAUCACUUACGUCUGCGCGAGGAGACACCAGCAUUACUCGUUCAAACGCUGCCUCGUCUACAAAUAUUUUUACACUGGACCCUGCCCUAAUCAUCAGGGCAAGUUUACGCGCGACAUGGUACCACCCACAAAGAAGCCGUCAAAGCCGAUAUUCAAAACAUCCUCGCCCUUCACAGAAACUAAGUGGCCGUCUGUAUCACCCGAAGACCAAGAAGUCAUAACGGAAUUACUGUGCAAUCUACUCACACCUCUCGGCGAGCACCGCAGAACACAUAUUCAACCUUCCAAGGGCAAGAAGCGUAAGCGAGAUACAAAGGCUCAUGCAUAUGAUGCUCCUCCAUCACCAGCACCAGCGAUGGGAUCUCAUGUUCUCAUUGGCCUGAACAGCGUAACGAGACAUCUCGAAGCUCUCGCAGCCAGUACCGCACCACCAACUGUACCAGUCGAGGAGACCGACCUCAAUGGCCGAGAUAGCUCCACGCCGGACAAAGGUGCCGAGAACCAGCCAGGGACCGCACUAAAACCUCUAAGCAUGGUCAUCCUCACUCACCCUCAGCCAUCACUCUCUCCCUCACACGCUCACAUACCAACGUUGCUCCACCUCGCCACUCUACGACCAACCUCGAGUUCCGCAUCAUCGGAGCCCACGCGCCUUGUUGCUCUUCCUACCUCCAACGACGCUCGGUUUGCAGCCGCAGUGCACAUACCCCGUGUCGGCGCAGUCGGCAUUUACGAAGGCGCACCAAGUGCAAAGGCAUUAGAGGAGUAUGUGAGGAAGCACGUGGGCCUGACGGAAUGCCUAUGGGUGGAUGAGGCUUUGAAGCCAGAAUGGCGAGGGCUGAACGUUCAGCAAGCAUGA